This is a messenger RNA of Sorghum bicolor (sorghum), 2552 nucleotides long. Its product is annotated as receptor-like serine/threonine-protein kinase SD1-8. The transcript has 6 exons. The coding region runs from base 1 to 2523 and encodes 840 amino acids. The record is from RefSeq and is a predicted model, not a curated record. Lineage: Eukaryota; Viridiplantae; Streptophyta; Magnoliopsida; Poales; Poaceae. Gene Ontology annotation, molecular function: ATP binding; protein serine/threonine kinase activity. Gene Ontology annotation, biological process: recognition of pollen; protein phosphorylation.
AUGGCGGCAGCAACAAUCAAAUUUCUCUACCGUCUUGCUCUGGUACUCUCCGUGCUCCUUACCUCCGCCGCCGGCAUUGUGUCUAACACAACGCUCGUCAACAAUGGCGCCAACAUCACCGAUGGCGAGACGAUGGUAUCUGACGGUGGCUCAUUCACGCUGGGGUUCUUCGCCCCGACCGGGGCGCCAACCAAGAGAUACCUCGGAAUCUGGUUCACCGCGUCCCCGGAGGCUGUCUGCUGGGUGGCCAACCGUGAUAGACCACUCAACGACACCUCCGGCGUACUGGUGUUCGGCAGCGCUCGGGGCCUUCUCCUUCUCGACGGCUCUGGCCAGACCGCGUGGUCUUCCAACACGACGGCCACCUCUGCGCCUGCGGUGACCCAGCUGCUUGAGUCAGGCAACCUGGUCGUGGGCGAGCAGAGCAGCGGCAGCAUCCUCUGGCAAUCGUUCGACCAUCCGUCGAACACCUUGCUCCCCGGCAUGAGGCUCGGCAAGAACCCACAGACCGGAGACGAGUGGUCUCUCACGUCGUGGCGUGCGCCAAACGAUCCGAGUCCAGGGGACCAUCACCUGGUACUGGACACCCAGGCCCUGCCGGCGGCGAUCGUCUUGUGGCAAGGCAACGUCAAGACGUACACGACGGGCCCUUGGAACGGCCUGAGGUUCAGCGGCAUCCCGGAGAUAGCUUCGUACUCCGGGAUGUUAUCGGUCCAGGUUGUUGUCCGCCCCGACGAGGUGGCCUACAUCGUCACCACCAUGCCCGACGCGCCCUUCUCACGCCUCGUAGUGAACGACGACGGAACGGUGGAGCGUCUGGCGUGGGAGCCGGUCAGCCGGACCUGGAACGUCUGGAUGCGGUCGCCAAGGGACCUCUGCGACAGCUACGCCAAGUGCGGCGCGUUCGGCCUGUGCAACUCGGCCACCGCGUCGACGCAGUUCUGCAGCUGCAUAGACGGGUUCAGCCCCGCAUCUCCGUCACAGUGGUACAUGAGGGAGACCUCCGAUGGUUGCCGUCGGCGCACGCCGCUGGACUGCAGCAACGGGACGACGACGGAUGGGUUCAUGGUGUUGGGAGGAGUGAAACUCCCUGACACGGACAACGCGACGGUGGACAUGAGCGCGACGCUGGAGCAGUGCAGGGCGAGGUGCCUUGCCAACUGCUCCUGCGUGGCCUACGCCGCCGCCGACAUCCGAGGAGGCGGUGAUGGCAGUGGCUGCGUCAUGUGGACGGAUGGCGUCGUGGACGUUCGUUACGUGGACAAAGGGCAGGAUCUCUAUGUGAGGCUGGCAAAAUCUGAAUUUGCUGCAGGGAAGAGGAGGGAUGUGGCAAGAAUCGUGCUUCCAGUAACGGUAUCUCUGCUUGCACUCACGUCUGCGGCCAUGUACCUUGUUUGGAUAUGCAGGGUUAGAGGUAGAGCCACUCGAUUGGCAUUCCUUCAAGCGGCCGAACGUCCAAACAGUGAUGAAGCGAUGAUAGGUUCCUUAAGCGCGCCAAAUGACCUUGGUGAUGAUGAUUUUGAUCUUCCAUUUGUUAGCUUUGGAGAUAUUGUUUCUGCAACUAACAAUUUUUCUGAGCACAAUAAGCUCGGACAAGGAGGGUUCGGGAAGGUUUAUAAGGGCAUGCUGGACGAUAACAAAGAAGUUGCAAUUAAGAGGCUUGGUAAGGGUUCUAGACAAGGAGCAGAGGAAUUCAGAAAUGAAGUGCUUCUAAUAGCCAAAUUGCAGCACAGAAACCUGGUAAGACUUCUUGGUUACUGCAUCCAUGGAGACGAGAAGCUGCUGGUUUACGAGUAUUUACCAAACAAAAGCUUGGAUUCCUUCAUUUUUGAUGCUGCCGGUAAACAUGUUGUUGAUUGGCCAACAAGGUUCAAGAUAAUCAAAGGAGUAUCUAGAGGAAUUCUUUAUCUCCAUCAGGAUUCGAGGUUGACUGUAAUUCACAGAGAUCUAAAGUCAAGCAACAUACUGUUAGAUACAGAUAUGAGUCCUAAGAUAUCGGAUUUUGGUAUGGCACGAAUCUUCAGUGGAAAUGGACAAGAAGAAAAUACUAAUCGAGUUGUUGGGACGUAUGGUUACAUGUCUCCUGAAUAUGCCAUGGAUGGCAUCUUUUCUAUCAAGUCUGAUACAUAUAGCUUUGGUGUCAUACUCUUGGAGAUUAUAAGUGGUUUGAGCAUCACUGCAACUCGAUUCACCGGCUUUCCUAACUUAUUAGCUUACGCAUGGAGCUUAUGGCAAGAUGAUAAGGCAAUUGAUAUGGUGGAUUCAGCCCUUUCAGGGACUUGUUCGCCAAAUGAAGUUUUACGGUGCAUCCAAAUAGGACUCUUGUGUGUGCAAGACAAUCCAUACAAUAGACCUCUUAUGUCAUCGGUUGUGUUCAUGUUGGAAAAUGAAACCACACCACUCUCGGUCCCAAUACAACCCAUGUAUUUCUCACAAAGGUAUUUAGAUGACCACGGAAUAGGAGAAAAUAGUAUCAGCUCUUCUGUGAAUGACAUGAGUGUCACGGUGUUGGAGGGACGGUAGAUGGUUAAUUUGUUACACAUGAAUGCUAG